Messenger RNA from Ostreococcus tauri, 1236 nucleotides. Its product is annotated as Phosphoserine aminotransferase. NCBI's taxonomy places the organism in Eukaryota, Viridiplantae, Chlorophyta, Mamiellophyceae, Mamiellales, Bathycoccaceae. Bases 1 to 1236 code for a protein of 411 amino acids. The transcript has a single exon. Gene Ontology annotation, biological process: L-serine biosynthetic process. The record is from RefSeq and is a predicted model, not a curated record. Gene Ontology annotation, cellular component: cytoplasm; chloroplast stroma. Gene Ontology annotation, molecular function: pyridoxal phosphate binding; O-phospho-L-serine:2-oxoglutarate transaminase activity.
AUGGGGGCGGCUUCGAUGACGGUCGGUGGUGCGCGCGCGGGCGCGGUGGGCGCGCGCGUGGAUCGCGAACGGGUGCACCGCGGUGGCGCCGUGCGCGCGCGGCGGGGCGAACGCGUGCGCGCGUGCGCGAAACGACCGGCGCCGGGCGGGCGAUUGUAUAACUUCUCCGCGGGACCGGCGACGUUGCCGAUCGAUGUUCUGGAGGAGGUGCAGCGCGAUCUGGUGGAUUAUAAGGGCAGCGGUAUGAGCGUGCUGGAGAUGUCGCACCGCGGGAAAGAUUACAUGGCGAUCGCGGCGAAGGCGGAGGCUGAUCUGCGAACGCUGGUGGGGAUCCCCGACAACUACAAGGUGCUGUUUCUGCAAGGUGGAGCGUCGACGAUGAUGGCGUCGAACUGCCACAACCUGGCGGGGGCGACGGAUAGCGCGGAUUUCGUCGUCACGGGCGCGUGGAGCGUCAAGGCGCAAAAGGAAGGCGCGAAGAUGCUCGCGAACGCGAACAUCUGCGCGACUUCCAAGGAUCAAAAGUUCACGACGAUCCCGGAUGUUUCUACGUGGAACCUCACCGAGGGCUCGAAGUUCGUGCACAUUUGCUCCAACGAGACCAUCGGCGGCGUCGAGUUCAAGGAGGUGCCCGACGUCGGUGGUCGCACGCUCGUGGCGGACAUGUCGUCCAACUACUUGUCCAAGCCGAUCGACGUGAGUAAGUACGGCGUCAUCUAUGGUGGUGUUCAAAAGAACAUCGGCCCGGCGGGUCUCGGCAUUUGUAUCGUUCGCGAUGACCUGAUUGGCAACGUUCGUCCGGACACGCCGUCCAUGUUUGACUACAAGCUCAUGGCUGACAACGACUCGAUGUACAACACUCCAUCGUGCUUCACUUGGUACGUCUCCGGCCUUGUCUUCGCCAAGCUCAUCAAAGAUGGUGGCCUUGAAGCGAUGGAGCAGCGCAACAUCGAAAAGGCGAACGUCUUGUACAACGCCAUCGACUCCAGCGGCGGCUACUAUGUCAACCCGGUGGACAAGAAGUACCGUUCUCUCAUGAACGUUCCGUUCACCCUCGCCGGCGGCGAAGAAUUGGAAAAGAAGUUCCUCGCGGAAGCUAAGGAAGAGGGUUUCGAAGCGCUCAAGGGCCACCGCUCCGUCGGCGGUGCUCGCGCGUCCAUCUACAACGCCAUGCCAAAGGAAGGCGUCGAGGCGCUCGUGUCCUUCAUGAAGGACUUCCAAGCCCGCAACGCAUAA